AUGGGGGUAAACUGUCAACCCAUGUGUAGAAGCUGCAGAUGUGGGAAAUGCCCCAGGGGAGCGAACAACUUCACAUUACAAGAGGAACGUGAACUAAAGUUAAUUGAGGGUAAUCUGAUAUAUGCUGAAGGCAGAUGGACAGCACGCUAUCCUGGGAUCAAGGAUCCACGAGAUCUACCGGACAAUAGAGAAAUCAAAGAUAAGGAGUUAAAGGAAUAUAAGGGAGCAGUGCAUUACAUUGCACAUCAUGGUGUUGAAAAACCAGAGAAUACCAGCACUCCGCUGCGAAUUGUAUUCAAUAGCAGCGCUGCAUACAAAGGUCACAUCUUGAACGAGUACUGGGCCAAGGGACCUGAUCUUGUAAAUAACUUGUUAGCCAUUAGAUUCAGGGAAAGGAACCAUGCACUAGUAGGAGACAUUAAAAAGAUGUACCAUAGUGUAGCCAUCACACAAUUAGAUCAGCACUGUCACAGAUUUUUAUGGAGAGGGAUGGACACAGACAAUCCACCAAAGUCGUACUGUGUGACAGCAGUAAAUUUCGGGAACCGCCCAUCUGCUACCAUUGCAACAGUGGCACUGAGGAAAACAGCAGAAGCAGGCAGCAAGUCAGCACCAUCAGCUGCUGAGACGAUGUUGAAGAAUGUGUACGUAGACGAUAUUCUUGAGUGUGAAGAUUCAGGCAAAGCAGCGAGAGAACGAGCUGAGCAAAUAGAGGAGCUAAUUAAGCCAGGAAAUUUUGCUGUUAAGAAGUGGGUAUUUUCAGGAGUCAGUUGUAAAGAGGAGAUGUGGAUGCCUAAAGAAAAAAGUAAAAUUAACUCUGUGUAUGACCCAUUGGGACUAGUUACGCCAGUGACGGUGAGGGCUAAGAUUCUCCUUCGCAGACUGUGGGGAUUAAAGCUAGAUUGGGAUGAGCCCAUAAGUGAGAAAGAGAAAGUAGAAUGGAAGCGGUUAUUUGAAGAUUUGAGCACUGCAUCAGGGCAUGAGUUUAAAAAAUGUGUGAGAACACUGGAAGCGAAACCUGGAAUACCACCAACGUUAGUGAUGUUUUCAGAUGCGUCGGAGCAAGCACUAGGUGCAGUAGCAUAUGUAACAUAUGAACUGUGGAAUGAAAAAUUUGCAUCACAAAUCAUUGCAAGUAAAAGCAGAGUUGCACCAAAUGAGAUCGUCAGCAUAGUAAGGCUAGAGUUAAGUGCAGCCGUGUUGAGUAAGAGAUUGGCUCAAUACACCAGAAAGGAGAUGAGGUUAGAAUUCGGCAGGGUGAUCUACUUGGUUGAUAGUGAAAUAGUGCGAGCGAUGAUUGAAAAGCAAAGCUAUGGUUUCAAAACCUUUGCGGCAACGAGGAUUGGCGAGAUCCAACAAGACACUCAACUUCAUGAAUGGUGGUGGUGCAAAGGAGAGAUCAACAUUGCUGAUGCAAUCGCCAGGGGUAAGAGUACAAAGGAAAUCGGACCCAACAGUAGCUGGCAGUGCGGGUCAGAAUUUCUAAAAUGGCCAAUUGAGCAAUGGCCCAUUGCACAAAAAUGUAGUGAGAAGAAUUUACCAGAGAGAGUAAAAGUGGUGAUGGUUGUUGAUGUCCAGGAAGAGGAUUCCCUAGCUGACAAAAUAAAUGCUAACAGACAUAGCAGCUAUCAAAAGCUAUUGAGAGUGACUGCUAGGAUUCUUCGGAUGUAUGAGAAGAAGAGGUUGAGCAGCGUAGCAGAUGAGAUCACUGCAGAGGAUUUGAAAAGGGCAGAAAUAUUUUGGGUGAAGGAAUCCCAGAAAACAAUGGUUAAACUGCUAAAAGAAGACAGGGCUCAAUUUGAUAAGAGAUGCUCGAUUGGGCCCCAGAAUCCGUGA
Messenger RNA from Anneissia japonica, 1836 nucleotides. RefSeq lists its product as uncharacterized. The transcript is spliced from 3 exons. Lineage: Eukaryota; Metazoa; Echinodermata; Crinoidea; Comatulida; Comatulidae. The record is from RefSeq and is a predicted model, not a curated record. Bases 1 to 1836 code for a protein of 611 amino acids.